GCGACUGAGAUUUUUCCCCCAAAAAGCAUGUCGAAAUUGUGGGCGAGGUUUGCAGGUUUAUUCAGCAGCAAGAAUUUUGUAGGGAUUGAUAAAGUAGGCAAUCGCUAUUUUAAAAAUAUAGAGGAGCUUGAUGGUGUCAUGAAGGAAAAGAGAUGGGUGACAUUCAAAGGAGAGGAAGAUCCAACCUCCAUUCCAGUUGAAUGGAUAUGUUGGUUGAAUGGGCAACGUAAGAAUGCUCCAACUCCAGAGGAAAUGGCUGAGUUGGAGGCCAGAAGGGAAUUUGUUAAGCUUAAUAUUGCUCGUCUCAAGAAGGAAGAGGAGGAAAGAAUGGCCAAAGAAGGCAAGAGGAAAGCCACAAACAUCGGUAAAGCUGAUGGUCCAGAUUUAAAGAGUUUUGUUCAACAAUUUCCAGAUGCUUCAAAAGGUGAUACAGCCGCAGAAGCCUCUGAUACACGGAAUGAAAAAAGGUCGUCAGAGCCAACUGGUUCCGGUGAAUCCUUUAGACCAGGAACAUGGCAACCUCCUACCUGAGAACACUCAGACUCAACGGGAGCCUUUAGUUUUCUCUUGAUGUUCUAUUUUAAGGACAUCAGAUGACUGCAGAAGUUGAAUACAAGGAAUUAACGCCACACACUGUGGCAGUCUCAUUCUUUCUCCUCACGGAUGUUUGCCCCGAAUUAUUGUUUCUGUCCUUCCUGUUACUUCUUUCAGGGUCUUUCCAUUUUUGAUAGAACUACACCAACUUUUGGAUGAGAAAUCCUCAAUUGUCAAAUCUGCACUAUGCUCCUUUACCCUU
Messenger RNA from Solanum verrucosum, 796 nucleotides. RefSeq lists its product as uncharacterized. The record is from RefSeq and is a predicted model, not a curated record. Gene Ontology annotation, biological process: response to oxidative stress; mitochondrial respiratory chain complex I assembly. Gene Ontology annotation, cellular component: membrane. The coding region runs from base 28 to 531 and encodes 167 amino acids. The transcript has 8 exons. Lineage: Eukaryota; Viridiplantae; Streptophyta; Magnoliopsida; Solanales; Solanaceae.